Coniophora puteana RWD-64-598 SS2 is the source of this 2004-nucleotide messenger RNA. RefSeq lists its product as uncharacterized. Bases 1 to 2004 code for a protein of 667 amino acids. Lineage: Eukaryota; Fungi; Basidiomycota; Agaricomycetes; Boletales; Coniophoraceae. The transcript is spliced from 10 exons. The record is from RefSeq and is a predicted model, not a curated record.
AUGCCUUUACGAAACACCCAUCAUAUCGAGUUGUCGACGUAUAAUCGCGAUCAAACCUUCGACCCAGACUCGCUCGAUGACCAGCCUUUGCCGACUCAGAGUCUCUCUAACAAGGCGCAGCUGCAACCCAACUACCGGGACAAUGGGAAGUGGUUUGAUGCUCCAACCAACGAUGAGAGUAGAACAGAACAUCGGCGAUUGCUGUCAAAUGGUUUCGGGAGCCUGCAGAAAAGCUCGUGGUUUGGAUUGUCGACCAAGACGAUGCACCGACUGUCCCACUUCCUGCACGUUUUCCUCGCACUCCUCCAUUUCGUCCUCCUCGGCAUCUUUGCACGUCAUCUAGAGCAUAGGACGAUACUCCCGAUAACGGACUCCAACGACAUGCUCACGACGGUGCUAAGCGCGUCUUUGCAAGCGUUCUACACGAUCUACACCGCCAUCCUGGUCACCAUAACCCAGCGCCUCGGCGUCCUGCGCAGCCUCGAGCGCAAGCAGAAGCUCACGGCGCUACACGACUCCUCGAAUGCCUGGACGGGCAUCGGGUCUUCCCUCCUCGGGCUAUGGCACCAGGCUCGCCUGCCCGCGUCCGCGGCGGGGACGACGUUCGCCAUAUGCAUCACACUCUACCUCGGGUGCGUGAUGGUGCUGCAUGUGGCGUCGUCAACGGUCAUGCAACUGCAGACGUUCAACAACACGAUCGUGGGGCCCGUCGCGACGAGUGUGGCGUGGCCGAACGCGAGCGUGGAUCUGCUGCAAGGGGGAGGGAUGGACUGGACGAAUGUGGAUUACUCGUGGGCCGCUGUGAGGACGAUGUCGUUCAAUAUGGACGGACUGGCUGGGUCGACGGUGUAUGACACGGUUCCGGAUGAUGCGGGUGUGGGGAGUGCGACGGUCGAUGCGACGACGGUUGGGUUCCGGUGCGGGCUUAUCCCGAACUCGAACCUGUCGACGACAGCGAAUGGGAUCAAGUACCUAAUUGACCCUGACCUUAGCAAUGUGCCGUUCCAAGCAUCUGCGUUGUAUCCGGACCAGGUCCACUUCCUCGACACGAUCUCAGGAAUGGUCUCCAGCUGCCAAGAUGGAUGCGUCAACGUGUCUUCUGCGCCUCCAGUAUGGCCAGGAGUUUACAACGUCUUCAUGAUCAGCUCCAAGCUCGCAUCGCUCGCCGAUGACAGUGCGUUCGUGAACCACAUGAAUUGGAUGUACCAAGAACGCGUUGGGUCCCCCGCGAACGCGUCAAUUGCAACGUACUUUGUAGGGUGCUCAAUGUACCUCAACAGCUCUAAAGCCGAUAUCUCGGCGCAUGAUAACAAUCUUCAGUCGACACCCCCGACGUCGUAUACCAACCAGUGGCAGGACAUCGCAACGUUGCCCUCGGCGAAUAUCUCAUCGGGCUGGGUCUUUAAUGCGCUCCGCAACUCGCCUUCCUCGACCCUGACCACCCAGCAACUGAACUUUGGGUCCCAGAACUCAGACGAGACGAGCUACACCCUCUCGCUACUAGAUCUAAACCUGAUGAAGCAGUUAGGCGUGACUGCCCAGUCAACCACAGGACAGGAGAAGCCGCCCGAUCCGUCGUUUGAGCUCAGUCCUCGCCAGCUAGAGAGCGCGCUAUCAAACUUGGCUGCUGGGCUGAUGUGGACUGCGGGACAGGUCAAUGAAGGCGGGUUUCAGCGGGCCGUCGGCGAAACGCUGGUCACUCAGCAGGUGCUGAUGUGGCGACUCAACAUCAACCUCGCACCACUCCUAUUUGCUCUGUUCGCCUCCCUCAUUAUGCUCGGCGUUGAGAUCUUCAUCACAGGGUUCAGCACUCCAACUUCGGCCGUCGACUCGACGGGCAUACUCGAGAUACUCUGGCUGUCAGAUCGGCUGCCUCCGCUGCGGGAAGGCGUGCGUAACGUCAGCGAGCCGACGACGGAUAAUCUCCGCGCUGCUGGUAUGGUUGACGUUUGUAUAGCAGAUGAGAUUCGCAAAGAGGAAAGCGAGCUCAGGAGGAGAGUAUGA